Messenger RNA from Meloidogyne enterolobii, 741 nucleotides. NCBI's taxonomy places the organism in Eukaryota, Metazoa, Nematoda, Chromadorea, Rhabditida, Meloidogynidae. The record is from the annotation of a GenBank genome assembly.
UUUUUUGGAGGUACAAUUCUUCGUGUCUUCGUUUCUGAUAUGAAAUUUGUCGGGUUAUCUCUCGAUGAACAACAUGAGAUGGUUUUGAAUUCUUUGCCUAAAAAUAUAAGGUUUGUUUUUAAUUGUCAAAUUAAAUUACCGAAUUUCAGAAACCAAAUUCGUUUGGAAACUAUUCCGUCUGUCAGUAAAGUGGUUUUGAUGGAGAAUGUUUUUGAGCAAACGAAAAUUCCCGCAACUCCGCAGGGACACUUGGAUGAUGGGGUUCUUUUGUUAAAACGUAGAAGUGCAGCUCUUUCUUCUGAAGCAUCAUGGGCUUCCGGGUCUCUUCAAUUAAAAAAUCUCUUGCUUUGUCAUCAACUCAACGAAGACGAUCACAAAUUAAAAAGAAAGAUUGUCAAAUUUUUAAAGAAUUCGUUCACUGACCAAGUUUUAUGGGAUCUCUUCUUGGCCGCCUGGAAGAAUUUGGAAGAAGGGCACGUAAAUCUUUACAAUGAUAAUUGUACUCUGGAUGAAGUUAAAAAAAUGCUCGUUGAUGCUGAAUACUUUUGCAAUAUUCUUUACAACAUUUAUAUGGAGAAUUCUCUCAGCCGUGAUGAUUUCAUCAAUGGUGUUUCUCCAUCUAUAAUGCAUAAGUUGUUGAUACCGAUAGACGAAAAAUGGAAUACAAUCGAAACGUGGAAGAAGCUUGGCAAAAUUGAGUUGGAGGGAACGAGGCCGAAUAUUAAACUUAUUUUUAAAUAA